This is a messenger RNA of Trichomonas vaginalis G3, 444 nucleotides long. Its product is annotated as EF-hand family. Gene Ontology annotation, cellular component: cytoplasm. The coding region runs from base 1 to 444 and encodes 147 amino acids. The transcript has a single exon. Gene Ontology annotation, molecular function: calcium ion binding. Lineage: Eukaryota; Parabasalia; Trichomonadida; Trichomonadidae. The record is from RefSeq and is a predicted model, not a curated record.
AUGAGUGACGGAACUCUUUUUAACAAGCGCCAAAUUAAAACGCUCAGAAAAGCAUUUGAUCUUCGUGCUAGAAAAGUUAGUGGAACACUUACAAAGGAAAAGAUGAAAUCUACUAUCAAAUCUUUAAGAUUAAUUCCAGCUCCAUCAGAAGAUGAAAUUGAUCAAAUGUGUUGCUAUGAAGAAGUCACAUUUGAAGAUUUUGUCAUGACAAUUUACAUGUAUAUGAGAGCAGUCAGUAAUUCUAACGAAUUAAUCAGAGCAUUCCAAUUCUUCGAUAAAACGAAAUCUGGUUUAAUUUCGUUUGACACGGCGAUUCAAAUUCUCCAGAGCCAAGGUAUUCUCUUAUCUACAGUACAAAAAGAAGCAAUGCGCGCUGAACUACAAGUAAGGGAAGAUGGGAUGGUCGACUAUGUUUCGUUUGCUCAUCGUGUUAGACCAAAUUAA